UUUGCUUGUGCUCGGAAUCUACUCAUGAUUUCUAACACAGAUUUUAAAAGCUGGUUCAUAAGUAUGUUCAGGCGACUUGUGGAAGACACGGAACUAAUCAAACACAUAUGGAACUUACCCUGAAAUUGGAUUCAUUCAAAAUAUCUGGUGUGGCGAGUAUAGAGAUUUCGUAUGUGGGAUGAACGUGCGAGAAAACGAUUGUGAUUUAUUCAAAACUGUUUUUAAGCAAUACAAAAGAAAAGCACCUCCACCCGACUUAUCAAAUGUCAUAGAUUUUGAGAAAUCCCAAAAAUUUCGUGACUGGGGUGUUGUAAAGUGUGAUGACGAAUAUUUAUCGUGUGAACAUGGCUGUCUAACUGGUGCAACUUCAACUAAUAGUAAUACUUAUUCAACUAAUUGUCCCGGACCUAAUUUUGUAACACAAGAAGUGGAAAAGACUAACACUAACUGUAAAAAUUUAGGUUUAAAACCAAUUGUGGAAUGGAGAUUAUUCACACUGAAUACGUUACCAGGAUUCAUUUUUAUAUCUAAUCCGUUUACACCUGAAGGUCAGCAGAUGUGGAUUAGAAAUUGUUUACUGAAGUACCCCAUGAAACCAAAUAUUACAAAUCUUGGAGAAAGUACUAACAGCGACAUUUUUGACGAUCAUUUACUUACAAAUCUUGGUACAGAAAAGUUUAAUAUACUGAAUGUGAAAAAACUACGAUGGACAACCCUAGGCUAUCACCACAACUGGGAUACAAAAGUUUAUAGCAGAGAUAUGUGUUCACCUUUUCCUGAAAGUUUGAAGAACUUGAGUGUUUUUGUUGCACGUAUACUAGGGUUUGGUAAUUUUCAACCAGAAGCUGCCAUAAUUAAUUAUUAUCACAAAGAUUCGACUUUGGGAGGGCACACAGAUCAUUCUGAAUUUGACCUUUCUGCACCAUUGUUUUCAUUUAGUUUUGGGCAAACUGCUUUAUUUCUUAUUGGGGGUAAUAGCAAAGCUGUUUCUCCAAUGCCUAUCUUUAUUCGAAGUGGAGAUGUUGUUGUAAUGUCUGGUGCAAGCAGGCUAGCUUAUCAUGGAGUACCAAAAAUAAUAUUAACAGAAAAGGGAUUAGGCUGGAAAAGUGCUGAAAGUAACAACUCUGACUGGAAACAAUAUGAUGAUUACCUGAAGAACUACAGAAUCAAUAUGAAUGUAAGACAAGUUUGGCCAUAGGGCUGAGAAGUCUGAAGAAGUAAAAUAUUCUUUUAGCUAUAGUAUAAUAGAUCUAGAGUAGAAAGAACUAAUUAAAUGAAAUGUAUCAAAUGAUAAUAUUUAUCUUAUACUUUCAUCCAAUAGUUCUUUCAUGUUUUUAGUUGUCUUGAAAAAAUAUCAUAAAACAAAGAUGAUUUUUCUUGUUUAAAGAUUUUGAACAGUAUGAUCUUAUGUAUAAACUGUUUUUAUGUAGUUUUAUUUUGUCAUUGUACAAAUGUCUAAAAUAUAUUACUAAUAGUAAUAUGUAGCUCCACUGCAGUUUUAAGUGAAUGGUUCAUUCAUAAAUAAAUUUACAAGAAGAUAUCUAGUUUUAAGUACUUGAAUGAAUAUAAUUUGUUACAUGUAAACAAAGACAUAAUGCAUUUCAAGAUGAAUAUAUUUAUAGCGCAAAAACUUAUUAUGGUAAGUAUUAAGAAUUUCCAAGAACAAUCAUUGCCAAACGAUGUUAAGGUCUAAAUUUUAAGAAAUUCUAACAAACCAAUGGCAAUGCUCCCAAUAUCUAACAUUGUACACAUUAGUCAUUUUAGAUCAUGUACUCUUCCAAUCACAUAUUCAGACAUGCCAGAUGUUUGUUUGGAAUCUUAUGUUGCAGUGUGUAAGGAAAUAUGUAUUUCUUCUCACCAGUUGCCAAUAUACAAACUCCUUUAUGAAACUUUUCAAUCAGUUGAUGAGCUAGGAUAAUUCAUUAAAUCUGUAGUUUACAAAGACACAGAACAUACAGAUAUUGAGUCAAGAACAAAACUUCAGUCUAAAAUGUUUGAAGUAGUUUAAACAGUGGACAGGAUCCAUAACUGGUACUACAAUUGUGAGAAUAUUGUCAUUUAUUGAAAGGAGUAAAAAAGGAGUAACCAGAGUUAAUUGUUAAAGACAUAAUGCAGUAUGACUUCAAUACAUUUACAAAAAAAGCAGUAACUGUAGUGUUGGACGUACAAAAUGAAUGCAAAACACUAGAAAUGUAUUUUUGGAAUCUAAGACAAAAUCGUGAUGAUGUGGAUGUUAUCUGAAUGUCCAUACAUUCAAGUCUGUCCAGAAGCAACUAUAACAUGUGCAUACCAUGGAAGCAACUUGCAUGUAGUUCUUUCUUUAUUCAUUCAGCAUAUGUAUAUGAAUUUUUUAUUCAAUUCACAAUUUCACACUACUUUGCCCCUCCCUGGAAUAAUUUCUGCUGAUGCCCAUGCAUGUUAUGUAACCAUAACAUUUUUCUUUGUAUGAUCCUUCCAUUUUACUCAUUACCAAAUACAAAAAGUUUCAACAAGGAAAGUACCUAAUGGUAGACAUUUCAGUAGAAAUUUCUACAUGGUGUGUGUGUGUAUAUAUGAAAUGACUAAGGUGUUUAACUAACUCUUCCCUUCACAAGUUACUUUUAUAUCCUAUAAGUGAUUAAAUGUUGUGUUAUGAGUUAGCAGCUUAAUGGUAAAGGGAUUUAUUGUCACAGAAUAACUAUUAGUAUUUUCUGCUAGCAAUGUUUGAUUCACAAGGUUUUUAUCUCUGUUUAUGGAUGUAAUAUCAUGACAUAUCUAUUUAUAAUGAGUAUGUGAUAAGAAAUAUGAAAAGUAAUAAAUUGAACAGUUUGAUAAAUAA
Molecule: messenger RNA, 2818 nt
Organism: Limulus polyphemus (Atlantic horseshoe crab)
Lineage: Eukaryota; Metazoa; Arthropoda; Merostomata; Xiphosura; Limulidae
Gene: AlkB
Product: nucleic acid dioxygenase ALKBH1-like
Exons: 1
Coding region: 179-1198 (339 amino acids)
Biological process (GO): oxidative RNA demethylation
Cellular component (GO): nucleus; cytoplasm
Molecular function (GO): oxidative RNA demethylase activity; ferrous iron binding; broad specificity oxidative DNA demethylase activity
Source: RefSeq, a predicted model, not a curated record